AUGCGUUUCUGCGCGCACGAAGAUCCGGCCUGCAAGGAGGCUCUUGUGGAGCUGGAGGCUGGCGUUGAGUGGUCUUGCGAAGAACUGCUGAUCCAGCUGGUAGCUCAACGCAUCGCUGCUGCAGACUGCGCGCGCCGCGGUUGGGUCUUAGACGGAAUUCCGCAGACGGCUCGUCAGGCGUUGUUGCUGCGGGAGCACAAAAUUAUUCCCGACUGUAUUCUGCUGCUCGAGGCCCCUGAGGGCACUUUGGUAGACAGAAUAAAGAAACGCAAGGCAGACAGCGACAGUAAGUGCUCUGAGGGGGCGCAGGCAGACAAAAACCAGCAACAGAAGGACGCAGCCAGGCUAGUGGAGCUGCGAACCGCACAGCUGGAGCGAUGGCUGCCGCAAAUCCGCGAGGUCUUCCCAGGGAAGCUGACAACAAUCUGUGCUGACGAUGUCGUCUCCAUCGAGUCGGUUAACCAACGAAUGCUGGAGUUCAUUGCAAAAACCGCACAGCUGGAGCGAUGGCUGCCGCAAAUCCGCGAGGUCUUCCCAGGGAAGCUGACAACAAUCUGCGCUGACGAUGUCGUCUCCAUCGAGUCAGUUAACCAACGAAUGCUGGAGUUCAUUGCGAAGUAA
This is a messenger RNA of Eimeria mitis, 621 nucleotides long. RefSeq lists its product as uncharacterized. The record is from RefSeq and is a predicted model, not a curated record. The transcript is spliced from 9 exons. Gene Ontology annotation, molecular function: nucleoside diphosphate kinase activity; ATP binding; AMP kinase activity. Lineage: Eukaryota; Apicomplexa; Conoidasida; Eucoccidiorida; Eimeriidae. Gene Ontology annotation, cellular component: cytoplasm. Gene Ontology annotation, biological process: nucleoside triphosphate biosynthetic process. Bases 1 to 621 code for a protein of 206 amino acids.